AUGUCAUCAUUAACAACACCAAAUCAUUUAACUUCAUCUUCUCCGUUGGAUUCGAACGGUGAAAUUUGUUUGACGGCGACAUGGGCUUCGAAUGGAAUCACUGUUGCCGGUGGAAAGAAUUUUGGGUCCGAUCUCGAUCAGUUGGCUGAUCCCUAUGGAAUUUUUCUUGAUGCUAACGAUACGAUUUAUGUGGCAGAUCGUUCUAACCAUCGUAUCAUCACAUGGGAACAAGGUGCUUCGAUUGGUCAGUUAGCUGCUGGCGUGAAAUGGGAAAAUAAUCGUAAUCUGCUAUUAAAUAUGCCGCAGGAUGUUGUUGUUGAUAAAGACGGAACAAUGUACAUUACUGAUGGGGGUAAUUGGCGUGUUCAGCGAUGGCCUCGUGGUGCUCAAGACGGAGAAACGAUGGUUGACAACAUCCAGGCUGUCGGCAUAGGACAAGAUGACGAAGGAUCGAUCUAUGUGUCUGAGUACGCAAAUGGUCGAUUAACAAAAUGGCGUGUGGAUCAAUCCAUCUACGUGGUGGGUUAUAUGAGUCACCAAGUUGUGAAAAUAACUCAAGGAAGUGAAGAAGCCGUUAUUGUUGCUGGUCGAUCUGAUGACUCAGGUAACGGUGCAGACCAACUAGCUUUCCCGACAGGUGUUGUUGUCGAUCAGUUGGGUACUGUCUAUGUAGCUGACACUCAGAAUCAUCGAAUAAUGCGUUGGCCGAAAGGGGCAACAUCAGGUAAUCUGAUCGUUGGUGGUCGUGGCCCUGGUCCUGAAUCCGACCAACUUAAUUAUCCUUCUGAUCUAUCAUUUGAUCGAUACGGAAAUCUAUACGUGACCGAUACUCUCAAUAAUCGUGUGCAAAAAUUUAUCAUCGACAAAAGUUCAUGUCAGAAAAAUGAGGAAAAUACAUCCUCUCCCCACAAUUGA
Molecule: messenger RNA, 915 nt
Organism: Rotaria sordida
Lineage: Eukaryota; Metazoa; Rotifera; Eurotatoria; Philodinida; Philodinidae
Source: the annotation of a GenBank genome assembly